Ipomoea nil (Japanese morning glory) is the source of this 2221-nucleotide messenger RNA. Its product is annotated as la-related protein 6B-like. Gene Ontology annotation, molecular function: mRNA binding. Gene Ontology annotation, cellular component: nucleus. Bases 351 to 1943 code for a protein of 530 amino acids. The transcript is spliced from 10 exons. Lineage: Eukaryota; Viridiplantae; Streptophyta; Magnoliopsida; Solanales; Convolvulaceae. Gene Ontology annotation, biological process: RNA processing. The record is from RefSeq and is a predicted model, not a curated record.
UUUAUUUGUGUCCGAAAAGUAAUAUUGUGAUUAAGAAAAGAGAAUAAAUAGGCAAUGAGGCGAGUAGCGGGAAAUGGGGAAUUAAUGUGCACCUACAGUUUUUUGAGGACCGACUCUGUCUAACGUAUCUCUCGCCUCCCUCCCGCCCGCUGGUGCUGUAUAUACAAACGAUACUUCAUCUCCAACAAACCGUCCCUUCCCUUCCUCUUGCCCCGCCCCCUCUCCCGACGUUGGGGCUCCUAACUCCUAACUCUACAAAUUACUAUAUAUCCAAUUUUGGUUUUCGAAUUUUGAUUUUGAUUGAUUAGGAAAUUAAAUUAAACCCACUUUAUAUAGCAAAGAACAACACUAUGGAUUCCUCCUUUCUCUCAAUGGUUGCAACCUUACAUUCAUCGGCGACUUCCUCCUCCUCGUCGCUGCUGGAUUUCGACAUGGACUCCUCCUCCUCCAUCUGCAUUUCUCCGCCGCCUCAUGAUCUGCCGUCCUUCAGAAACCUCAAUUCUGUUUCUCCUCCGCCGCCUAACGAUUCGCACUCCCUCAAUUAUUACUACGCCGCCAUCAGGAAGCAGCAGCAACAGCAGCAGCAGCUCAACGCCGAGGCUCCCGCAUUCAUCCCUCGGAGCUCCUCCUCUCCGUCUCUCACUACCUUUCACGCCGCCGCCGCGGCGGCGGCGGCGGCGGUGCCGCCCAAGUCGGCGUCGCACAGGCGGACGCCGUCUGCGUCUUCCGCCACGGUCCCUCACCAUGCGAAAACAACGGUGAUGCACGUGUAUACUACCCCUGACGGGACCACAUACCACCAUAUCACCACCCACGUCCCUAAUAAUGUCCAGGCCAAUAAUUAUCCCAGCUUGCCCCAGCAACCCGUUCAGAAUCAUCGACAGUUGCUUAGAAGUGUGUCCGGAGGGAUCCUUGAGAAGACGAUGGGGCACAAGGUUGCUGCUGGGACUGCCGCUGCUUCUCCCCAGCCUCUUUCGGACUCGGAUCAAGGGUGGAAGAAAUUAUCUGACGAAGCGUGUAAUAAGAUUGUUAAUCAGGUGGAGUUUUACUUUAGCGAUUUAAAUCUGGCAACUACUGAUCAUUUAAUUAGAAUUAUGAGCAAGGAUCCUGAAGGAUAUGUACCAAUGUCUGUUGUUGCAUCCUUCAAGAAGAUUAAAGCUCUAGUUAGUAGUCAUGCACAGCUUGCUAAAAUUCUUCGGAGCUCUACAAAGCUGGUAGUUAGUGAAGAUGGAAAAAAGGUGAAACGUCAGAUUCGUCUGACUGAAACAGACAUGGAAGAGCUGCAAUCGCGUAUAGUCAUUGCUGAAAAUCUGCCCCACGACCACUGCCACCAGAACCUCAUGAAGAUUUUUUCAGCAGUUGGAAGUGUGAAGAUGAUUCGUACUUGUCAGCCUCAGACAUCCAGUGGUGGGGCGUCAUCUGGAACUAGAACAGCAAAGUCAGAUAGCACGGUUUUCAGCAACAAGUUGCACGCAUUUGUUGAAUAUGAAACCAUUGAGUUGGCUGAGAAAGCGAUUGCUGAGCUAAAUGAUAGGAAUGAUUGGAGGAAUGGUCUCAAAGUUCGUCCACUGCUUAAACGCACUGCAAAGUCUUCUACACCACGAGCACUGAAAGCUGGUCAUGAAAGUGAGGCAACCUUCAAGGAAGAUGAUAUGUUUGGCCAUAAGCAUCAAAUCUCAUCAGAACAUUCUGAAUCUCAAUCCAGUGAGCUUGUGGGAGAGGAAGAAGGUGAAAAGGAGGGAGUGUGGAGAGCACAUAAUCGUGGUCGGGGCAAGGGACAGGCAGUUGGGCGUCCCCAGUUUGGAGUGAAUAACCAGCGCGGUCCAAUGUGUGAGCAGCUCCAGAUGGUAUCUGGUAGGCAAGCUUCUGUGCCUCGCAUGCCGGAUGGUACAAGGGGAUUCUCAAUGGGUCGAGGAAAGGCAAUAGCUAUUAAAAGCGUUUGAUUGUCCGUAAUUUUGCUGCUGCAUCAAUGUCUGGGUUCAUUUUUGUGGUGGUGGCUGUAUGUAUAAUUGUAUAUCCAAUCCAAUCCAAAUCUUAUAGCAGUUUUGAGGAAAGUUGAGCCGCCAGUGGGAAUGUGGAAGGAAGUGAUGGAUGUGUUUUUGUUUUGUUUGUUUUCCUCUGUAACACAACUGGGGAUUUAACCUACAGAAAUACGCGUAUAGUAUGUAUGUUGGAUCAUAACAGUAUAUAAUGAGAAAGAAAUGGAUUCAAGAUUUGUUAA